CGGUUCCACUCCUCCAGGCUGUUCUGUACGUGGCAGCGGUUCCAAACGCGUUCCCUCUGUACUGCUCAUAACCCCGGGGUGCCAAGUGAAUUUUCGUCCACACAAGGAAGCGUGACAGUCUUUUUUUAAAGACACCAGAGGUGAACAGAAGGAUCCCCACACCCUGCUGCUACCUCAGAUUCUGUCCGCUCGGCCCUUAUGUCAGCCACUUCGCCGCUGUCGUCCUGAUAGAGAAGGAAUCCAGCAGGUUACUGAACUGGACAAAAUGAGGAACCAUGCGUUUUGUAUCUCCUGGGUUUUGCUGUGCUGCUGCUGGUCUACACAUGGGGAGAUCUUUACCUCCAUUGGACAAAUGACUGAUCUAAUCCACACAGAAAAGGAGCUAGUCCAGUCUCUGAGAGAAUACAUCAAAGCAGAGGAGUCUAAACUGACUGCUGUCAAAAGCUGGGCUAGCAAACUCGAUGCUCUCACAAGAUUAGCCACUUCGGACCCUGAGGGCUACCUGGCCCACCCAGUGAACGCCUACAAACUGAUGAAGAGGCUCAACACUGAGUGGUCUGAACUGGAGAGCCUGGUGCUUCAGAAUCCCUCCGAUGGUUUCAUCGGGAACAUUUCCGUACACAGGCAGUACUUUCCUGAUGCGGAGGAUGAGACCGGUGCUGCCAAGGCUCUGAUGCGUCUUCAGGACACGUACCAACUGGAUUCAGAAGCGUUCUCCAAAGGAAAACUGCCAGGUGUUCACUCUAACGCUGUCCUGACCGUGGAUGAUUGCUUCGACAUGGGAAAGACGGCCUACAACGACGCAGACUAUUACCAUGCCGUUCUGUGGUUUCAGCAGGCGCUGAAACAGCUGGAUGACGGAGAGGAAGCUGUGGUCACCAAGGCAGAGAUCCUGGACUACCUCAGCUACUCUGUUUACCAAAUGGGUGACAUACCUCGAGCCAUCGAGCUCACGCGCCGCCUUGUGGCCGUCGACCCCAGCCAUGAGAGGGCAGGAGGAAACCUGCGUUACUUUGAGCGGCUGCUGUCCAAACAGCUCAAUGAGAUGAACCAGGCCUACCAGCCGGCCUCUGAGGAGCCCAUCCAGCUGGGGACUUACACCCGACCAAAAGACCAUCUGCCAGAGAGGGAGUCCUACGAGGCUUUGUGCAGAGGAGAGGGGCUCCAGAUGACUGAAGCGAGGAGGAGUCGUUUGUUUUGUCGCUACCAAGAUGGCCGUGGGAGCCCUCGUCUCCUGCUGAAGCCCAUGAAGGAAGAGGACGAGUGGGACAGCCCCCACAUUGUUCGCUACCUGGAGAUGCUGUCGGAUGAAGAAAUUGAAAAAAUUAAAGAGCUGGCUAAACCCAGGCUUGCCAGAGCUACUGUUCGUGAUCCCAAAACAGGAGUUCUGACCACAGCCAACUACAGAGUGUCGAAAAGUGCAUGGUUGGAGGCAGAGGAGGACCCUGUGAUCGAAAGAGUUAAUCAGAGAAUAGAAGACAUCACUGGCCUCACCGUACAAACUGCAGAGUUACUCCAGGUUGCAAACUAUGGAGUUGGAGGACAAUACGAGCCACAUUUUGACUUCUCAAGGCGCCCCUUUGACAUCAGUCUCAAGAAAGAGGAACCUGAUGCUUUCAAAAGGUUAGGCACUGGAAAUCGCUUGGCGACAUUUUUAAAUUACAUGAGUGAUGUUGAGGCCGGAGGAGCAACAGUCUUCCCUGACUUUGGGGCUGCAAUCUGGCCAAGAAAGGGAACAUCAGUGUUCUGGUAUAACCUCUUCAGAAGUGGAGAAGGAGACUACAGGACCAGACAUGCAGCCUGUCCAGUUCUUGUAGGAAGUAAAUGGGUGUCGAACAAGUGGAUACACGAGCGCGGACAAGAGUUCAGGAGACCAUGCGGCCUGACGGAAGUGGACUGAAGCCUCCUUCAUGUCUGUGCUUACCCUCCUUAGUGCUUGUUUUAGGCUAAAUGUUGCAACACAGACACAUUGUGCCAAACCUUUCAACAUGUCUGUAUGACCAAAAAGUGGUUUGCAGGGGAACCGACAUCCAUCUGCUGAGGGAGAGUUCAGUGUCCGUCAUUAUUUUCAGUACCCUGGUUCAUCAGGUUUGAUCAGACGAUUAAAAGACAACAAUUCUGAAUUUAACCCUAAUGAAUAUCAUGACCAACAUUUUUAUUUUCAUAAAUUCACAUCUCUUUUAAAGUAGUUUUGUCUGCCGCCUCAGACAGGAGUCAGACAAGGUUUCUUUAAAGCACUAUAAGUUGAAUUUAAGCUCUAUGGUGAAAAUGUUCACUACUUGUUCAAAUUAAGUAGCAUUAAAGCUACAGAGGAACCAAAGUCUUAUUGAUGUGAUUCGUUUGUACAGUAGAUGUGCUACUUUUAUGUUUUACUAACUAUUCCCACGCUGUCUGAUGCAUUAUGGUGUAGUUUGAGUAACAGCUUUUUGUUUGUAAUUCUCACUGUAAUUUGGAACAGAAUUAUUUCGUUUCUUCUUCAAAACUUACAGCAAAAUAUUGUCUACAAAUUAUGUGCAUUUUUUUUAUUUAUAGUGUGCUUAAAUUAUGACGUUUUUAUAUUCUCAUUCCCCAAGUUGUCAAUCAAAAGGUCAAUAAACAAUGUGUUUUAUUA
Messenger RNA from Xiphophorus couchianus (Monterrey platyfish), 2611 nucleotides. It is a transcript of the gene p4ha2, whose product is annotated as procollagen-proline, 2-oxoglutarate 4-dioxygenase (proline 4-hydroxylase), alpha polypeptide 2. The record is from RefSeq and is a predicted model, not a curated record. Bases 266 to 1900 code for a protein of 544 amino acids. The transcript is spliced from 17 exons. NCBI's taxonomy places the organism in Eukaryota, Metazoa, Chordata, Actinopteri, Cyprinodontiformes, Poeciliidae. Gene Ontology annotation, biological process: peptidyl-proline hydroxylation to 4-hydroxy-L-proline. Gene Ontology annotation, molecular function: protein binding; iron ion binding; procollagen-proline 4-dioxygenase activity. Gene Ontology annotation, cellular component: endoplasmic reticulum.